CUACUGUGGCUGAGACACAGAAACCAAGUGCGCAGAGGCACAGAAGGGGCUCGAGGGGCUGCAGGUUCCACAAGAGGACAGGGAGCAGGCACAAUGGCCUACACCAUGGCACCAACCGUCUACCUCUCCUGUCUCCUGGCCCUGUUGGUGGCAGGCCUGGCUCAACACAUCAAGGACUCCCUCUGGGAGAAGGACCUAGAUCCCAACAUGCUGAAGCUGGAACAGGUCUUCGAGUUGUUCCGCGCCCAGUACAACCGGAGUUACUCAAACCCCAAAGAGUAUGCUCGUCGCCUGGAGAUCUUUGCACACAACCUGGCCCAGGCUCAGAAGAUGGAGGCAGAAGACUUGGGCACGGCCGAGUUCGGGAUGACUCCAUUCAGUGACCUCACAGAGGAGGAGUUUGAGCAGCUCCAUGGGCACCAGAAGAUAACACCUGGAGAGACUCCUGGUGUGGGCAGAAAAGUGGGGUCUGAAGUGGUGAUGGAGUCCGUGCCCCCUAGCUGCGACUGGCGCAAGUUGAAGGGCGUCAAGUCACCCAUCAAGGAGCAGGGAAACUGCAACUGCUGCUGGGCCAUGGCCGCUGCGGGCAACAUCGAGGCCCUGUGGAGCAUCAGAUACAACCAGUCUGUGCAGGUCUCCGUGCAGGAGCUGCUCGACUGCAACCGCUGCGGGGACGGCUGCAAGGGUGGCUUCGUCUGGGACGCGUUCGUAACUGUCCUCAACAACAGUGGGCUGGCCAGCGAAAGGGACUACCCAUUCCGGGGGAGCCUCAAACGCCAUAAGUGUCUGGCCAGGAACUACAAGAAGGUGGCCUGGAUCCAGGACUUCAUCAUGCUGCAGAACAAUGAGCAGACGAUGGCCGACUACCUGGCCACCCAUGGCCCCAUCACCGUGACCAUCAACAUGAAGCUACUGCAGCAAUACAAGAAGGGUGUGAUUAAGGCCACACCCGCCACCUGUGACCCCUACCUUGUGAACCAUUCUGUCCUGCUUGUGGGUUUUGGGAAGACCAACUCAACGGAGAGGAGGAGGGCAAAGGGAGGCCACCUCUGGCCUCAUCCUCACCGCCCAAUCCCAUACUGGAUUCUGAAGAACUCCUGGGGUGCUGAAUGGGGUGAGGAGGGCUAUUUCCGGCUGCAUCGUGGGAGUAAUACAUGCGGCAUCACCAAGUACCCGCUCACAGCCCGCGUGGACCUACAGGGGAAGAAGGCCCCAGUGUCCUGCCCCCGCUGAGCUUGUGCCGCCGAGCCUCAGCCCUCUCCCACCAUGCCCGCUGCCUCCUCGUUGGCCCCAGCAAAGGCUUUUGCCCAUCCUCCUGAUCUUGCUAUGGCUUGAAUAAACCAAGAUGAGCUCCUUC
Mustela erminea (ermine) is the source of this 1357-nucleotide messenger RNA. It is a transcript of the gene CTSW, whose product is annotated as cathepsin W. The transcript is spliced from 11 exons. Gene Ontology annotation, molecular function: cysteine-type endopeptidase activity. Gene Ontology annotation, cellular component: lysosome. The record is from RefSeq and is a predicted model, not a curated record. NCBI's taxonomy places the organism in Eukaryota, Metazoa, Chordata, Mammalia, Carnivora, Mustelidae. Bases 94 to 1233 code for a protein of 379 amino acids.